Molecule: messenger RNA, 6831 nt
Organism: Clarias gariepinus (North African catfish)
Lineage: Eukaryota; Metazoa; Chordata; Actinopteri; Siluriformes; Clariidae
Gene: prr36b
Product: proline rich 36b
Exons: 5
Coding region: 306-5309 (1667 amino acids)
Source: RefSeq, a predicted model, not a curated record
ACCACUCCGACACCAGGCUCCCAGAAGGAAACGCUCGGAGCUUUCCUCUACACCGUAUCCUGCGUUAAACUCCAGUGAGUGUGUCAGCGCAUUCUGCUUCUUCUCCAUUCCCUCUCUCUGUCUCUCGACUCUUUCUUUCUUUGUUUUUUUUGUCGGUCAUUUUUCUUGUCCUCGCGUGGUGAGACACAGGGAGACUCGGUUUGGGCGUAGCUGGAGGAGGACGCAGCCUUGGGUUACCUGCUGUACCUAAUAGCGGUUAACUCACUGCCUUGCUGAGUUUCCGAGUUCCCUGUUCUUUCCCCAAGAUGAAACCAGACGGGGUUGACACAGGAGCGACGGAGCCGAUGGUCGCUCUAGACGCAGAUGUUACACAUCAGGGGGAGCCGCUGGGCGAAGGCCAAGAACAGGCUCCGCCGGCUUCACAAAUACAAGAGAUGGAGCAGGGCGAAUCUCAGACGGGAGGAUCCGAGUCGCCUACGGCGGCCACCAAGGAUAAGCCUGCGGACCCAAAAGCAAAGACGAAGGGUGCCACCAAAACAAAGGCGUCUGCCACCGGCGCUCGUCCUGGCACCAAUCCAAGCCGCAUGACGAAUGGUGUACAGAAGCCGGCGCAAGCCAACGGCAUUGCCAAGAAGACCACCACCAGCGCGGCCAUCGAGAAGAAGACGACCACCACAGCUACAAAAAAACCCACAGGGGCAGUGACUACCAGACCUGCCACCAAGACCACAGAGAAGAAACCUGCCGCGGCACCAAAGACCACCGGGAUGACACAGCCAGUCAAGAAAACAGCUGUGAAUGGGGACAAGGCCAAACCAAAAUCGGCAGCAGCUCCGGCUCCCAGAACCGCUGUCGCCACUGCCAAGGUUGGCACAACUUCCUCUCCGAAAACAGACAAGCCACCCGUCUCCAAGACAACCAGGCCUGUCACAGCUACCACAACUUCUCGUCCAACUUCUGCUGCACCAAAAUCAGCUUCCGCUGCCACAUCCAAGACACCAACAACUGCAUCAAAGACCACUCCUUCUGCAGCAAAAACAACCCCCUCCAGUGCUAAACCAUCACCCGCAAAAACUCCUUCUGCUAGUCGAGCUCCAGCCACAUCCACAAAGACCCCUACACCUGCCAAGAAAGAUGCAAGCAAGCCAGCCACCCCAGCAGCCAAGAAGUCAACUGCCUCCCCUCUCACUCGCCCUGCUUCAACCAAGACCAGCAAGCCUGACACCAUGAAGGCAGCAACGCCAGCCAAAUCAGAGUCUGUCUCCAAGAAACCCUCUACCCCCAGCAAGCCAGCAGUGGAAGCCAAGACGAGCAAGCCUAAGGAGAGCAAACCAACUCCAUCAAAGGAAAUUAAUGCCACUUUGAAAACAUCUAGCACUAAGAACAGCACAGCCAAGGCAGCCAGUCCUAAGAAGGUAGUGGGUAGCAGCACUCCCAUGCCAGUUAAACGUGGCCCCAAAGCUGCACAUAAAGAGGAAAUAUCUCCUGCUGUUGCAGUCGAAGCUGUGGCUGUUGUUGCUGCCGCCACAGCUGCUGGUACCUUUAUUACAGUGACAGACAAGGAAUCUGAAGUCAAGAAAGAACUACAGCCUGAAGUUGCACCUGAAGUUAAGCUCGAAAGUUCACCUGAAACUAAACUCGAAGUUGCACCUGAACCCAAGCUCGAAGAUGCUCCUGAACCCAAAGUUGAAGCAGCACCUGAGCCCAAUUUCGAAAAUGAACCUAAGCCCUCUUCACCACUUCCAUUGGAAACCGAACCUCAACUUGCACCAGAAACCAAGUUUGAACAUCUGCCCGAAACUAUAUCUGAACUCUUACCAGAAACCAAGACUGAACUUGAAACUGAACCCAAAUCAGAGUUUAUGGAAAUGGAGUCAGAAUUUACAUCACAAACUAUGUCUGAACUCGUGCUUGAAACCAAGACUAUACUUGCAUCUGAACCCAGAACAGACAUCAUGUUGCAAGGUGAGUCUGAAUAUGUGCCUGAAACUAUGUCUAAACCCCUCCUUGAAACUACGCCUGCAAUUGUACCUGAACCCGAAUCAGAACUUCCAUUAGAAAGUGAACCAGAACACACACCUGAAUACCUGCUUGAAACCAAGCAUGCAGUUGUACCUGAACCUAAAUCAGAACUUCCAUUAGAAAGUGAACCAGAACACGCACCUGAAUACCUGCUUGAAACCAAGCAUGCAGUUGUACCUGAACCUGAAUCAGAACUCCCAUUAGAAAGUGAACCAGAACAGCCACCUGAAUACCUGCUUGAAACCAAGCAUGGAGUUGUACCUGAACCUGAAUCAGAACUCCCAUUAGAAAGUGAACCAGUAUACACACCUAAACAUCUGCUUGAAACCACACCCGCAGUUGAACAUGAACCUCAAUUAGAACUGCCAUUAGAAAAUGAACCAGAACACACACCUGAACAACUGCUUGAAACCAAGCCUGGAGUUGUACCUGAACCCGAAUCAGAACUGCCAUUAGAAAGUGAACAUCAAUAUACAUCAGAACACCUGCUUGAAACCAAGCACGAAUUUGCACCUGAAUCCCAAUCAGAACUCCCAUUAGAAUAUGAACCUGAACAUACACCCGAACUCCUGCUUGAAAUCAAGCCCGCAAUAGUACCUGAACCUCAACCAGAACUCUCAUUAGAAAUUGACCCUGACCAAACACCUGAACACCUGCUUGAAACUAAGCCUGCAAUUGUACCUGAUCCUGAAUCAGAACUCCCAUUAGAAAAUGAACCUGAAUAUAUGUCAGAACACCUGCAUGAGAUAAAGCAUGAAUUUUCACCUGAACCCCAAUCAGAACUUCCAGUGGAAACUGAGUCUGAAUUCCCGCUUGAAACCAAGUCUGAGUUUUCCUCUGUCCCUGAAUCCAAGCCUGAACUCCUGCUGGAAACAGAAUCUGAAAUUACCUCUGAACCUAAAUAUGAACCACUGUUGCAAACAGAGCCUGAAAUUUUCCCUGAACCCGAGUCCCAACUCUCGUUUCAAGCGCAGCCUGAAACUUUGCCCGAAAUAGCCUCAGAAUCCACAGUUGAAUCUUUGAUUGCUGCUGCAGUUCAGAACAUUGAAGCAGACACUGAGGAUAUUCCAUCACAUACAGAAGAAGAAAAAUCUGAAGAGGUGGUGCCACAGUUGGCUGAUCAGCUGGAUCUAGUCAGUCUUGAGCAAACAAAUGCUCCUUCUACUCUCGGAACAACAGUCAUGUCCCCACCGUCCUCCCCUACAGAAGAAUCUCCUGUUCAUUUGGAACCCCACAAAUCUGCUCCACUGCAAGAUAUGUAUGCUGCCAGUAAUCCCUGGGCACAAAAUCAACCCAUGUUUUCAAGUGACAUUACAACAGAAAAUCGAGAGCAAGAAGAGGAAGUAGAAGAAGAUCUCGGGGCUACCAUAGAGGCUGCACCUGAGGAGGCAGUGGAUGUAGAGAAAACUUUUAGUCUUGGAGUGGCACCUGACCUGUUGAGUACCUCUCAUGUUGAGCAUUUCAGCAGUGUGUCGCCUAUUUCUCCUGGUAUGGAGAAGGAGGAGGCAGUGGAAAAGGCAGAGGAAGAAAUUAAUGAGGAUGAUCAUGUUGAGGAGGAAGAGGAAGAAGAAGACCAGCAGCAGGAGAGCGACAGUGUAAAGAUUCAAGCAGUGCUUGAAACACAGAACGUGGAUGAUUUUAUGUUUGGAUUAUCAGAAUUUGGCAGCUCCAGCGGUGGCACAUUGCAGUGUGGUGAUUUUGAAAGGAUAAUGCAGCAGGAGCAAGAUAAAGCAACCUUACAAUUCCAAAUGGAAAGUCAUCACUGUGAUGAAGAUGGAGAGGAGUUCUCUGUAAAAAAUGUGGAAAUGGAACAGCCAUUUAUGGGGCCACCUGGUGUUAAAUCUUUUUCGGAUGAAGAGGAUGAGGACGAUGAAGAGGAGGAGGAGGACGAGCAGGAAAAGGAAGAUAUGGACAUUGGUCCAGAGCAUAUUCACAAGGACCACAUAGAGUUUGGCCAUGAGCAAGAUGGUAAUCAGCAGCACCUCAAAUCUGAAGAAGAGGAAGAGCAUGAGGAUGAAGAUGUUGAGAUGGUUAGUGAAGGCCAGAUGGAGAGUGGAAGCAAGAUUUCUGGAAAUGUUGAUGAGGAUGACUACGAGGAAGGAUAUUUAGAUAAUUUGAACCGCACAGCUCCAGCUCCUUCAAUACCCAUGACUGCAGCCUGGGGCCCAUCCAACCCCUUUGCAGACACUUGGGCUCAGCCAACCUCAAUCAACAUAACAUCCAGUCCCAUAGACAUUAAGGCAGCUGAUCCUGAGACUCCCACAAAGUCACCUGCUGAAGCCUGGCUGGAGAAGCCUCUAGGGCAUUUGACAGAACCACACCAUGAGGUCCGUGAAGAGAUGGAGAGCUCAGUUCCAGUGGAUGGCAUUAAUCUGUGUGCACCUCCAAUUGGUAUGUCCCAGUCAAGCACCCUUAGUGGAACGGCUCUGGCAGCCCACAGCAGCAGUGAGACCAGCACACCUGAAGAACUGCGUGACUACGACAGCAGCUCAGGUGUGGAAUCACGUUCAGACAAGCAACAGACUCCUGUCCCCACUGCCCAACCUGACCAGGAUCAGGACCUUGGGAUUCACCUAGAGCGCGGGGAUGGGGAGGAAGAAGAGGCAGAGACUCUGCCUGCGGAUGAGAUCCUGGGUGAUGCUCCAACCGCACCAGCAUCUGUUCCAUCAUCCCCUACUACUUCUGGAGAUGAGGCAAGUGAUACUGAAGGAGAGAUGCAAAUUAAUGAACCUGAUGCUCCAAUUGAUGACACUGCAGCCUUAGAUAGUCCUUCUGCCUCCCGAAAUCUGCCUGCCUUAGAGGAAGAUGAGGAGGCCACCGACAUGCAGGCCGGAGAGGAAGACGGUGGGACCCCGCAGUCUGCCAACUCUGUAGCUUCCUAUGGCUUUGACUGCUCAGUAUCCAACUCCAAUGCCCAUUCUACUGCCGAGAGCUGUGGUAAGAGCCCUGGGAUUUUCUCUCUAGAGAAUGAAGACCAGCUUCCGGAAGAAGCAAAGGAUCCCUCGCUUAUUAAGGAGCUGACCUUGCCUGCGGCGGCCGCUCAAGCCGAGGAUCUACUGGGCUGUCCUGUUGACCUGCUUCCCCUUGGCCAGCAAGGAGAGUCACAAGCCAAUGCUGAUGAGCAGUACCUGCUGUGUGGGAAGACAGGAGCAAGCGCUCUUGAGGAGUCCGACCCCGAGUCUCCUAUGCACCUGUCUCCUCAGCACGGGGACAGCACUGAUGGGCAGCCACCUUACUAUUCUACCAUAUGUGAUAACACUGAUAGCUUUCUCGCAGGUAAUGUAUAAAGCCCCUGAACGAAAUGCACCUUUUUCCCCGCAUCCUUCCCAAGACAGCACCCUCUCUUCCUUUUUGUUUGUUUUUUUACCAGUCCAGGCGAUGGUGUAAUGAAAUGGAGGACAUAGGGGGACGGACUGUAGGUUUAUCAGUGCUGCUUUCUCUUUCUUACUACUAUUAUAGUCAUGGUUAUGAUUGUAUGGCUUAAACUCCUGUAUGUACAAUAGCUAUUCUCAUUUUCUAUUAGAAUGUACUAUUGAAUAACACUGCAUACUACAGCACCCCUGAACUUGGAUCGAUAGACUGAACUGUUGUGAAGUCCUUUAACAAAAAACAAAACAAACAAAAAAAAUACAGGAAAAGGAUCACAUUGGAUGGACUCUAUCUAUGUUUGUAUUUAUCCUACUGUUUUUACCGAACAAAUGUCAAAUGUUUUUUUUUUUAUACCUGUUUUCAAUUGUUUAUUUUUGUUAAGUUCCCAGUCUUCUCUUGCACUGUAGACGUACCCUUACAUCUUUUUUUAAACUUGUUUCUGUGUCAGAAUUAACUGUUUUAGCACUAACUAAGGAUAGAUCUUCUUCCAGAGGCCUCGCACUUUGGGUUUUUUCAAUGUAGGGAAUUGUUGGAAUGUUAGAUGGCAAGCAAUGUUGUUUUGUUUUUACAUUUUUUUUUCUCUCCUAGUUAAAAGAAAAUUUCCAGCACAUUUGUGAAGGAUAACUUAUAAGUCACAUACCACAGCUUUUUAAGUACUCAGCAGUGAUCUGGUUGUAUUGAUUUGCAGUAGCUGGACAUUUUUACUUUGGCUCAAAUAUGCUUCAAUGUGGUGGGGAAAAAUGUCACUUUCGUUUAAAGAAAAAAAAGACACUUGAAUGUGGGUGGCGACUAUUAGACAUUUGGAUUGGAAAUUGCAUGUACAACUAAUUGCGUUACUGUAAUACUGUUCAAGACCUGUUAUGUCAGGAUAAUCACAAUAAUAAUAAUAAUAAUAAUAAUAACGGUUCAAGCUAAUUAAACGGUUUUUCAAAAUUCCAUUAAACAUCAUUUCAAGGCCAUCUGUUCCCGUUUCUUAUUACCCGCAUGGUGAUAAAAAUAUAUACAUAUAUAGCUAUGUAUGUAUCCUUACAUUAUGGAGUUUAGGUGUCCAUUGAGACAUCUAUCCCGUUGGUGCAGUUUCAUGGAGUCUGACUGGGAACAGGAAUGGUGUUACCUCCUAAUGGAAUUUUGAUGAAAUGACAGCCCUGUUGUUCACACCCAUCAUCUCCAGCAUGAUUUAAAAUGCUAUUCCUCCCUGAUAGAAGAGUCUGCACAUCCAGCAAUAUACAAAUGAACUCUCGCUCCAGGUUGGCAUGUCUGUCUACUGAUCCUUAAGGAAUGUUACCUCUAGAUUUUCAAAUAAGGCUACACACAGUCUGACAUUAGCCUGAAUGCAUAUUCUUUUUUGCCUCUGGGUAAUAAUUUUGAGGUUUCAUUGUCUUCUGCCAUCUCUGUUUUGCUCCCUUUCAUUCAUUUUCUUCAUAAAAGAUCUCCACACCA